Messenger RNA from Paecilomyces variotii, 3276 nucleotides. RefSeq names its product PHD Zn-finger protein. Bases 193 to 3039 code for a protein of 948 amino acids. The transcript has a single exon. Gene Ontology annotation, molecular function: protein binding. The record is from RefSeq and is a predicted model, not a curated record. NCBI's taxonomy places the organism in Eukaryota, Fungi, Ascomycota, Eurotiomycetes, Eurotiales, Thermoascaceae.
CGGUCGCGCCGCCACAGGGUCAUCGGUCGAACGAGGAUCUGAAGGCUGAAAGGGCUGUUUUGGCGGUUGAGGACACGUCUCACUAGAGAGCAUCCUCGACGGCUGAGAUGCGCCGUGACCGCUGGCGUCUCUAUCACUAGGUGUUGAGGACGAACGACAAUCACGCCUUGUGAGGGGGUACGCUGUCAGAUUAUGACAGAUACCUCCUCCGUCGUCGCAACCACGCAUUCCACCACGGACCCGUACCCGGUCGCCGGCCCUCUGAACUCUCCCGUCCCGAACGGUGCCGUCUCUGACUCCGUGCCCCCCGGGGAAGAUGAACCGUACACUAUCAAGUGCAUCUGUGCCUUCCAAGAUGACGAUGGUAAUACGGUCUUCUGUGAGCGGUGCGAGACGUGGCAGCACAUCGAGUGCUACUACCACGGUCGGGACGUGCCCGAGGUCCAUAACUGCGUGGACUGUGAGCCGCGGCCUAUCGAUGCCAAACGUGCCACAGAACGCCAGAGGCGCCUCCGAGAGCAGAGCGAGGCUGGCGACCGCAAAUCCAAACGAUCGGGCCCCAAGAGCCACAAGAAGAAAUCCAAGGACCCGGAACACGUAAAUGGCUUCCAUCAGCGGAGCGAGUCGGGUGUUCGAGAUCAGCCGCCCACCAAAAAAACCAAGACCAGUCACCGACCCUCUGUCUCGGUCAGCUCGCUGCCAGGAACGGCCGUCCUGCAGCCAGAUUCUCGCAAGCGCUCAGGAUCGAUGGCGGCGAUGAGUCCAACCAAGGCGCCCGGUCCGUCAAUUCCUCUGUACUCAAACGAAUUUCUCCAUCUCUACCAACGCGACCAGGAGCCCAUCCAUAUGGAAGGCAAUCUCUUUGUCAACCUCACGCUCGCAGCCGAUCUGGCCUCGUGGGUCAAGGACCCAUCUGCCCUCUCGCGGGUGGUCAAUGGACGCUCCCCGCAGGACAUCUUCACCCGGUCGGAUGCAUCGCUCGAGUCUUCCCGGUGGCCUCAUCUGUCAAAGGAGUCGAUCACGGACACCAAUUUCGAACAAGAUGGGCUCCACCCGACCUGGAGGGUGCUGAAAACUGACAAUGAGGUUCGCAAGGACGAGAUCGUGGGCGAGGUGCGCGGUAAGAUCGGUCUCCUCCGCGACUACUGUCUGGACCCCAGCAACCGAUGGCAGGAACUGCGCCAUCCGGAACCCUUUGUCUUCUUCCAUCCUCAACUCCCCAUCUACAUUGACAGCCGAGAAGAAGGGACCAUGCUCCGGUACAUCCGUCGAUCGUGCCGCCCGAAUGUAACCAUGAAGACGUUCAUCACCAACGAGGUUGAAUAUCGGUUCUGCUUCGUUGCUAACCAAGAUAUCCCGCCGCAAUCCGAGAUCACCGCGAUGUGGUACCUAGAUCCUCAGCUGUUUGAAUCGACCAACGGUCUGGUGAAGCAGGAGUCGAAUGACGGUCGCCAGGAAGCAGCCGCCAUCUGCAUCAGCAAUGUGCUAGCUCAUUUUGGUGGCUGCGCGUGCGACUCCUCUUCUCAGCCGUGUCUACUGUCCAACGUCGAUCUCCGCCGUUAUCCCAAGGCGAUUGACUCCAGCGGGAAACAGGCGAACGGCAGACGCAAGAAGGCCAAGAGCAAACCGCACUUGUCACCUGCCGCCACUGGACGAGCUGACAGUGAGGGUGUCAAGAAUCAGGACGACGAUGAUAUGGCUGACGGGCGAUCCACUUCAGGGUCGACGCGUGGUCAUGCUCGAAGCCGUGACGAGACCCCUACGAUGCAGUCACCAAAUGACCUGGGUGACACAGAACUCUCCGCCCGCGAUAAGCGGAAGAUCGCCGCUGUCGAGAAGAAGUUCGAGCAGCUCGAGCACGAUCAGCACACGCAUCAACGGAAGAAAAAGCGUAGUACACACUCAGCUCAAACGACCCCAACUGUCGCCAGUUCAAAACAGCACGGAUAUUUCCCUAGCACGACCGGCCGUCAGUCUCGCUCUCCUCCUUUUCACUUAUCACCGGGAGCCUCUUCUGUCGGGCGCAUAGGCUCGCCGAGGAAAAGCUCCGGCUCUAAUACUCCCACACGAUCACCUCUCGCCCCUCGCCAAUAUGUCGACUCUGCUAUGCAGACCGAUCCCGACGAGAAUGAUGUGCGGUUUGUUCCCCCAGUAUCGACGCCACGUCGACACAGCUUCGUUCCUCUUACCCAGCGGCUGCUGAAGCGAUGCCAUCAAGAUCGCGUCAAGCUGGAAGAGUUGGGCAAGCAGCGGGAUAUCACCACAGUCCCAACGACGGGCACGCAUUAUCCUAGCUCUCCCUCUGUGAGCGUUGAUGAUACUGCUUCUAAGGCGCACAGUGAAAAAGACGAUGUGGAGAUGAGGGAUGCUGACACGGCGAUGACUCCGCCGCCCAAGCCUCGCACGUCGGAGGCUGGAGAUGGCGUCUCGAGGGCAGAGUCGAGUUCGGUCUCUCCCAGCGUCUCGGAGGAAACCCCGAAACCGCCUCAAACCCCGUGGCCUUCAACUGCUGCGCACAACUCACCUAUCCUGACCAACGGCGCUCGUUCCGCUCUCCGCGUGCAGCUCCCUCCCACCAAUCUCCCUGCUGCACCCUUUGUGAACACUCCCGGGUCGGCUGUCUCGUCUGUUCUUCCAUCACCUUCGGGCUUGGACUCGGCCCUGUCGCAAGCUGGUUUGCAUACUCCGGGAUCCGGUGUCACUGCUCCUAGUCCUGUAAAGAAGAAGCUAAGUCUAGGCGACUAUCUCAGUCGGAGAGGGAUCACGACGCCUACUACUGAGAAGAGCCAGACGACUGCAAUGCUGCCGCCACAGAAAUCGCCUUCUUCACAGGCGCCAGCUGGUAGUAGUCCACCUCUGUCGACGGAAGGGGCCCAGACACACCCCGAACCGGCGUUAAAAACUGAUACCCCUCGCCGCGAGAGUCCGGGCCCGCUUGAUGUGCCCAUGAAAGAUGUCCCCAAACCGCCUCCAUCCCCUCCUUACGUCUCCUCCGUUCCUCCUACAUUACCGACCCAACCGAGUGUUUCGCCGUCGUGAUGCUUUCUUGCGGUCCAUGUUUCAUGGUUUCAUGAGAUCAUCCGUCUAUCGAUUUCCUUCGAAAACAAAAGAUUUGAUUAUGUAUCGUCUGUUGUAUGUGCUUCACUGGGAACGGCGUUUCACCUCAGCAAAGGGUUUCUUCGAGUGGGAAAAAGGCGUAAUGUGUGUGGUUUAUGGGUUACGGAGAUUCAGGUCUGGAUCCUUGAAAGGAACUUUGUUUUUUUUGGGGGGGGGGGG